AUGCCACCCAAGGCAGGAAAGAGGAAGAAGGAGGUUGACCUUCAUGACGAGGGUUCCCGUGGAUCUCCAGAUGACCGACCGAGGAAGAAGACUCGGACGUCGACAACCCAAGCCAACCAGCAUUUCUCCGGCUGGGUUGCUUGGCAAAACAAAUUCAACGAGAAGGAGAAAACGGAGAAGCGCCAAUUCGCCGACGACUUCCAGCAGAAGCUUGAAUCAAAGCAGACGGAGAUCCAGAACCUCAUCCACACAAGCAACCGCGACUUGAACGCCGCAAGAGACAAGUAUAGCAAGCUGGCCUGGGAGGCCAACCAGGACAACGAUGUCAGCUCCAAGGGCAAGCCCCAGGCCCAGGGUCGCUCCUCUCGUGAAGAGAACCCACUUUACAAGGCUGGCCAACACAUUUUCCAAAACUGCCGCGAGCUUGUCGCGGCUCAUGAACAGGCCAAUUCGCACGCACCACAGAACAAUACCAGGCUUAGCCUACUGCGAGAACAGUGGAAGGAGGACAUCACCAGCGUGCGAGAACUGCUCCUUUACGGACGUCAGCAUGGAGAAAACCUCGUAGACUGCCUCAUCGUUCCGUCGAGCGCCAAAGAGGAGAAGAGUCGCUUAUUGACACCUGACACGAAGGGGUUGAGCGAGACGGGCACCAUGGCGGUCAGCAUGUUCCGCAAGAGCACAGGUGCAAUCAAUGAGAGUGGAACCACUUGGGGCGAGCUGGCAAAGAGCCAGGUUGGUGCCUUUGGAAAGGUCCUGGAUGGUCUAGCUGGCUCUUGA
Molecule: messenger RNA, 780 nt
Organism: Diaporthe batatas
Lineage: Eukaryota; Fungi; Ascomycota; Sordariomycetes; Diaporthales; Diaporthaceae
Exons: 4
Coding region: 1-780 (259 amino acids)
Source: RefSeq, a predicted model, not a curated record